Solea solea (common sole) is the source of this 1880-nucleotide messenger RNA. Its product is annotated as deoxyribonuclease-1-like. The coding region runs from base 645 to 1637 and encodes 330 amino acids. Gene Ontology annotation, molecular function: DNA nuclease activity. The record is from RefSeq and is a predicted model, not a curated record. NCBI's taxonomy places the organism in Eukaryota, Metazoa, Chordata, Actinopteri, Pleuronectiformes, Soleidae. Gene Ontology annotation, cellular component: nucleus. Gene Ontology annotation, biological process: DNA catabolic process. The transcript has 10 exons.
CAAAUCUAAUUCCAUAUGAUUCCAGAUUAAAGGCAGCGGCAGAUUAAAGCUGUAAUUCAAACAUAUACGUACAUAUGAACAAAUGUCUGUUAGAUUAAAAUCAUCGUCAAAUGAGUUCACACAAUGUUCAAUAUUCAGUAGUAUGACCCCACCCACCCCUGCUCUGCUGCUGUAUAUAAACAAACGUCAGGUCUGAUAGUUCUGCUUGUCCAUUUUUUAAGUGAAGGACACAGCAUAUAAAUAUAAUGUUGCAUCAUUUCAAUGAAUUGUUUUUUUUUUUGUUUUUUUAAGUAGCUUACGCUAAAUAAUGUUUUGUAUUAUUAACACAAUCAUUGCAUACUGGCAUUGGGAGUGUCUUGUAUUACUGCAGACAAAGGAAGACUGAGGGAUAAUGGUGCAGUUGGAGACAUGAUUUCCAGUAUAGCUGAGUGUAAACAAUGAAACUCGUCUGUCCUCUCAGUCUUUGCUUUGUUUUCACGCUCUAACUUAACUCGCACCCCUUUUCACAGUGAUUGCAUAAUCCUGGCCUCCCUUUAAGAAAACACGUUACAGAUGAGUAGGUUUCUCACACUUUUCAUGCAGGGUUACUCUAUAGCUUUGCCAUGACACACUUGAAUCACAACUCAGAGACACACCACUGAGACAUGAAGAUAGCUUCCUUUAAUGUUCGCCGGUUUGGCCUGGCAAAAGUCUCAGACCCAGACGUCCUGUCGACUCUGGUUAAGAUUGUGUCUCGAUAUGACAUUAUUUUGAUUCUGGAGGUGGUGGACGUGAGUGGAGACUCUGUCAAACUGUUGAUGAAAGAACUCAACAGGGUGAACACCAGCCAUCACUAUUCUCUGCAGCUCAGUACUCGCCUGGGAAGAAACAGAUAUAAGGAACAGUUUCUGUUUCUCUACAGGGACGAUGUGGUCAAGUUCAUCGACUCCUAUCAAUACGAAGACAACCAGGUGAACGAUGUGGAUGCUUUUGCAAGGGAGCCGUAUAUUCUCCACUUCAGGCCACACUACACAGUGCUGAGGGACUUAGUGCUGAUCCCAGUCCACACCACACCUUCAGACUCAGAAAGAGAGCUGGAUGAGCUGUACGAGGUCUUCCUGCACGUCAGGGACAAGUGGAAAACAGAUAAUAUAAUGAUCCUGGGCGACUUUAACGCCGAUGGUGCGUAUGUCACGCGCAAAGAAAUGAGGUCGAUCCGUAUACGCAGCGACACGGAUUUCCACUGGCUGAUUGGAGACGACGUGGACACCACUGCAAACACGUCCAACGAUCACACCUACGACAGGAUUGUUGUGUAUGGAGACGACAUGUUGGCAGCCAUCGUGCCGAACUCAGCCAAGACCUUCAAUUUCCACACAGAGUUUUCUAUGACGGAAGAAAUGGCCCUGAGAGUAAGCGAUCACUAUCCUGUGGAGGUGGAAUUAUGCAUCGCUCCUCCUCCCUGCAUGAGUAAAAGCAACCAAACGUGUGAUGUUGUUGACGCCCAGAAUGCACCAGGCAACAACACAAUCACAGAGAGUUUGCAGGCCGAUGUGUUAAAACUGCAGAGGGAAAAUCUCCUUUUGGAGCAAGAAAAACUUCAACUUCAGAUCUCUCUACUACAACGGAAACUUGCCAAAAUGAAAGUGGAAGAAUAAAUGGUUGACCUUGAAUUCUUCACAUUUAGCUAUGCUAUUGUUUUUUUUUGUCUUUUGUGUCUUUCUGUAAAAAAAGAGUUGUUAAAGAGUCUGUAAAUAAAGAAUCAUAUGAGAUAAACCUGUGAUAUAUUCAUGGUUAAAACUCAGUUCUGGAUCAUACAACACCAUGCAAGUAGCCUACUACAGGUGAAAUAAUGAGAUUUGCAUAUAAAAGUGGAAUAAAAAAAAUCAGAUUUAAGCAGG